Molecule: messenger RNA, 1729 nt
Organism: Hibiscus syriacus
Lineage: Eukaryota; Viridiplantae; Streptophyta; Magnoliopsida; Malvales; Malvaceae
Product: probable protein phosphatase 2C 25
Exons: 4
Coding region: 417-1583 (388 amino acids)
Biological process (GO): protein dephosphorylation
Molecular function (GO): protein serine/threonine phosphatase activity; cation binding
Source: RefSeq, a predicted model, not a curated record
UGCUCAUAGGCUUCGUCAACUUUUCUUUCGCUGCAGAGAAAUUAAAAAGGAAAAAAGAAGAAGAAAAUCUCCAGUUGCUUCUCAGUUCUCACAAAUCCCCCAAAAUGUGGGUCUUUCCUCUUUAGAACUCUCCUCCCACUGUUUCUAUGUCUCCCUGAUCCAUCAAAUUCUUCUUCUUCUUUGAUCCAUCUCUCUAACAGCCACUCCUUUAAAACUCAUCAAUUCUUUGGACGUUCCUCGCUGUUUCAAGAAACCCAGAUCGGAAUUCACUUCCUUUGAUAGCAAACCGUAGUGGGAUUCUAAAUUUUUUUCACUAUCCGUACCUUGAAAAGCCCCUUUUUUUAGUUGAAGUUUCGACCUUUUGUUAUUCCGAAGUGAUUUUUAAUAAAGGGUAUUGUUUUUAAAGGAAAUGAGGGAUGUUUUCAUGGUUAGCAAGGAUAGCUUUCGCUUGUUGGGGACCAGUGAGUCGAUAUGCCCGUAUGAACAAGGAUAAUAACAACACCAGUAAUAAUGAGCUUGAAGAAGAUUCUUCAUCUUUACGUGAUUCACUUCUUUGGUGUAGAGACCUUGAGAAACACUCUUAUGGUGAUUUCUCAUUUGCUGUUGUUCAAGCCAAUGAGAUCAUUGAAGAUCAUAGUCAAGUUGAGACCGGCAAAGAUGCUACUUUUGUUGGUGUCUACGAUGGACAUGGCGGCCCUGAUGCUUCUCGCUUUAUCUCCGAUCAUCUCUUUCAAAACUUUAUUAGGUUUGCUCGAGCAGAUGGAACCAUCUCUGAAGAUACACUUAAAAGUGCUUUCUCUGCAACCGAAGAUGAGUUUCUGAAUCUUGUACGUAGGUCGUGCGGAAUAAAACCAUUAAUCGCAGCAAUAGGAUCUUGUUGUCUGGUUGGAGUUAUAUGGAGGGGAACGUUAUACGUUGCUAAUUUGGGCGAUUCUCGAGUUGUAAUUGGGUAUUUAGGUAGAUCGAACAAGAUAGUUGCUGAGCAGUUGACUAGAGAUCAUAAUGCAAGUAUAGAGGAGGUGAGACAGGAACUCAGGUCAUUGCAUCCAGAUGAUUCUCAUAUUGUUGUUAUGAAGCAUGGAGUAUGGCGUAUUAAGGGCAUCAUUCAGGUAUCUAGAUCUAUAGGAGAUGCAUACUUGAAGCGGCCUGAGUUUUCUCUUGAUCCUUCUUUCCCGCGAUUUCACCUUUCCGAGCCCAUUCGUCGACCUGUGUUAACAGCAGAACCAUCCUUGUGCACCAGAGUGUUACAAUCAAGUGAUAAGUUCCUCAUUUUCGCGUCCGACGGACUUUGGGAACAUUUGACAAAUCAGCAGGCAAUCGAGAUAGUUUAUAAAUAUCCACGAGCAGGAAUUGCAAGAAGGCUUGUUAAAACGGCUUUAAGUGAGGCAGCAAGGAAAAGGGAGAUGAGAUAUGAUGAUCUUAAGAAGGUCGAUAAAGGGAUUCGACGGUUUUUCCAUGACGAUAUUACGGUGGUUGUCAUCUUCAUAGACCAUGAAUCGUCUGGUACAAAGAUGUCUGUACCUGAGCUAUCUGUACGGGGAUUCGUCGACACUAUCGGACCAUCAAACUUCAACAUUCUCUGAGGUUUGAUGAUGUAUAUCAGCAAAUAAACGGGCCUUAUCAUUUGAAUCAAUACCGUCACUUGAAAUAACCACCCCCCCCUCCAAAAAAAACCAACUGGUAGCUGUUUCUGAAGUUUUUUUUCCAAUUACCAAGCAACAAUAAUCUG